Molecule: messenger RNA, 3162 nt
Organism: Vollenhovia emeryi
Lineage: Eukaryota; Metazoa; Arthropoda; Insecta; Hymenoptera; Formicidae
Exons: 2
Coding region: 1-3162 (1053 amino acids)
Molecular function (GO): zinc ion binding; nucleic acid binding; catalytic activity
Source: RefSeq, a predicted model, not a curated record
AUGAAGCCAAAAAACACAAAAAACCAUGCGGAGACUAAAGACGGCGAAGCGGGCAGCUCCAAGGGGACAAAGGGAGGUGGGUUGGCAGAGCCCCAAGGAGAGACCCGACGCGAGGGAGUCAGUGUGCUGGCUAAGAGAUUGCGGAACAGGCCAGGGCCGCGGUCCUCUAAGAAGAUCCAAAACCUCCCGCUCCCGGACUCAGAUUGGUCCGACACGGAGAAGGAGGAUAGGGAGGACGAUGUCCCCCACACAGACAGUGAGGAGUCAUCGAUCUCUUCCGUGGACCAUAUAACGGGAAAACGGAAGAGGAGAGGGAGGGCCCCUAAAACGUUUGAGGGAAUAAAAAGGAAGAAGGAACAGUGCAUAAGGGAGAUCCGGCUGCUCAAAGCGGAGAAGAAGGCACUGGAGGAGGUGGUUAACCCAAGGGUGGCCCCAAGAAGCGCGAAGCCUGAGAAGGAUACCAUUCGUCGCAUGGAGUCCCUCAGCCAGGAGGAGAUGGCGGCAGAAAUGUUGGAAAACAUAAAUGUCGUGGUCAAGGUUGCCGAAAGGUCGUCGAACCUAAAAGGCACAUACGUAAGGGACCUAAAGGCGUCUUCCGCGACGCUACGAGCGGCGGCUACGGUGGUGGCCACAAAGUCAGCGGGCCCCAACAGCACGGCGUUGGAGGAGAUCGAGAGGUGGAAAGCGAGGGUCAGGAGUCUGGAAGACCAGGUGGAGAAGCUGACGGCCCUCCUCCAAGAGGAGAGAGCCGCAAGGAUAGCGGCGGAGAAGAAGGCGGAAAGGGAAAUGGCCACUGUCGAGGAAGUGGCCACGGUCGAGGAAAUGCCCGAAGUAGUGCUGGAGAUGCCUGACGUGCGGCAGGGGGCAAACCUUUCUUCCCAGGCCAGUGCCCGAGCGCAAAACAAGGGGAAGCCAGUAAAGCUGGCGAAACAAGAGAAGCCCAAGGCCCAGGGCCGGAAACAAGUGGCCGCUAAGAGGGGAAAGCUGGAGACGGCGGAUAGGUCCGACGAUACCGUCCAUCGACCAACGUUGAGGGGAGAGCGUAAAGCGCUGGAGGAUCCGCCCGAAGAAGAUGCCAUGGAGGGCAUCAGGCGAGUCAUGGAGGGAGUCUCCAUAAGGGAGGUGGUCUGCGGGGACUCAAACAAGGUGAAGCGCAACCUGGAAAAUUUAAUAACUAGGUGCCAGGGAGCGCUGAGCCGAAUCCCGAAAGGAAAGGGGGAGAGUGGGAAGAGACUCCCAGUCGUUACCAGCGUGGAGGAGGUUAAGGACAAGGUGAGGAUGAGGGCGAGAGAGACGGCGGCGCGGAUCGUCCGAAGCAACAAGGAGACCAAGAUGCCGAAGGAGGAAAAGAAGCCCUCCAAGGAGGAAAAGAGGACCCCGGCUCUAGCCAAGCCAACUACCUCCUGGGCGGAGGUGGUGAGAAAGGGGAGGAAGAAGCAGGUGAACAAGGAGCAAAGCCCGGUGGCGAAAUCCGGGAAGCCUGUGACUGCGGCAACCACCACCGGAGCCGAGAAGAAGGGGCAAAAAGAGCAGCCGAAGAGGAGGUCGCCCAAAACCGCCGCGGUGGCGAUCUCAUUCCCGGAAGGACAGGCAGCCGAGGGAAUGAGAUUCCUAAGGUCCCAAAUCAAACUGGAGGACCUAGGAAUCGAUAAGGUCAAGAGCAGGAAAGCCCUGAACGGGGCUACCCUGCUCGAGAUCUCGGGAGGUGCCGAAGCCAAGGCCAAGGCAGACACGCUUGCCACCAGGAUAAAAACAGUUGGGGAGGGCAAGGGCGUGAAGGUCACCCGCCCCGAAAAAAGGGCGGAGAUCCGGCUUAAGGAUCUAGAUGAAUCCGUCUCUGAAGAAGAGAUUCGGGCUGCGGUGACGAAGGCUGGAGGUGGGCUCCCGGACGACAUAAAGGUAGGCCCCAUCCGGCGGACCCCCGGCGGAAUGGGUACAUGUUGGAUCCAGUGUGGACUCGAGGUGGCGAGGAGAACAGCCGAGAUGAGGAGAAUAAGGCUGGGCUGGGUGUCGUGCAGGGUGGAGCUGCUCGACCCCCGCCCGUUAGUAUGCUACAGGUGCCUGGAGAGGGGGCACAUUAGAGCGCAGUGCAGGAGCAACACCGAUAGGAGCAUGCUAUGCUAUCGGUGCGGCAAAGAUGGGCAUAAGGCGCAGGGGUGUACCGAGACCCCCAACUGCGCAGUAUGCAAGGGGAGAGGACUGCCCUCCAACCACAAGGCUGGAGGGGCAGCGUGCCGACUCCCGAGCAAGGGUGAGAAGAAGAGGGCAGCCAGGAAGAGCAGAGAAGAAGGCCGGGAAAAGGAGCAGACAGUAGGCCAGUCUAGGCAGCAAGGAAAGCAACAGCCAGGAGGAGGCUGGGAAGGCGUCGCCUUCACGGCGUUAGCGGCGCUCCAGGCGAAUCUCAACCACGCCCGCCAGGCUCAGGAUCUGUUCCUCCACAGCCUGGCGGAGCGUGGUUGCGGACUUGGCAUCGUCGCUGAGCCGUACCGUGUUCCUAAGAGCCCCUGUUGGGCGGGGAGCACGGACGGCUCGGCGGCGAUCGUCUGGAGGAGAACGGGGGAGAGGGUUCCCCCCUUCUCGAAACUCAAGGCCGGGGAGGGCUGGGUGGUGGCCAAAUGGGGGCCCCUGUUUAUAAUCGGGGUCUACCUGAGGCCCAGCCUUACCCGUGCCGAAGCGGACGCGAGACUUGAGGAGCUGGAGGACUUGGUCCGGGAGUAUCUCCCCGGACCGAUUCUGGUCGCCGGGGACUUCAAUGCCAAAUCGGCACUUUGGGGUUCCCGGCGGCCGGACGCCAAGGGGGCAGACGUGGAGGCCUGGGCCGCGCGCCUAGGCCUCCACCUAGAAAAUGUAGGGAACGUCAGCACCUGCGUAAGGCCGCAGGGGGAGUCAAUCGUCGACUUGACGUGGACUUCCCCUGCGGCCGCGAGGAGGAUAAGUGGAUGGGGGGUGGUGGAUGGCCUUGAGUUGCUUUCCGACCAUCUUCCCAUCCACAUAAAGUUCGCAUGGGAGAAUGGGAGGAGGAGAUCGCAAGAGCGAAUGGUUAGGUGGAUGGCAGAUAAGUUGGACCCGGACAAACUUAAGGAGUCCCUAAUCGCGGCACUGUGGGCGCAGCCGGACCCUGCGCCCACAGUGGAAGAGGAGGCUAGGUGCAGCGGGUGCUGA